Messenger RNA from Colletotrichum tamarilloi, 1227 nucleotides. Its product is annotated as peroxidase. Gene Ontology annotation, molecular function: peroxidase activity; heme binding. The transcript has 3 exons. The coding region runs from base 1 to 1227 and encodes 408 amino acids. Gene Ontology annotation, biological process: response to reactive oxygen species; hydrogen peroxide catabolic process; cellular response to oxidative stress. NCBI's taxonomy places the organism in Eukaryota, Fungi, Ascomycota, Sordariomycetes, Glomerellales, Glomerellaceae. The record is from RefSeq and is a predicted model, not a curated record.
AUGCAUCUCACAUCCGUCCUCGCCACCUCCCUAGCCCUAGUGUCUCUCCCAGGGACCAUGGGCUACCCAGGCAUGGGCGAGCAAAUGGCCGAAAUCAUGGCCCGCAAAAGCGACGCCGGCGACUCCAACGAGCUCCUCGGUGACCUCGUCACCCUCAAAGACAAGGACCUCACCCCCGUCGGCAAGGACAUCAAGAGGAUGCUUCAGGGCAAAGGCGACCCAGAGUCCAACGACAGAUACAGCAAGGUCCCCGACCUGACUUCGGACAAGUGCAAAAAGGAUACCUGCUGCGUCUGGCGCUACGUAGCCGACGACAUGUACCAGUUCAUGGCCGGCAAGUCGGGCCGCUGCACGGGUCUGGCCCGCGCCGCCGUCCGCCUCGGCUUCCACGACGCCGGAACGUGGUCCAAGGCUACGGCGUCACAGGGUGGGGGCGCUGAUGGCAGUAUCCUUCUUGCCCCUGGAGAGAUUGACCGCUUCGAGAACCGCGGUCUGCAGGAUGUUGCUGUCAAGUUCAAGGAGUUAUACGGCAAGUAUAAGGGCAUGGGCUGGGACAUUGGCAUGGGCGACUUCAUCCAGAUGGGUGCAAAUGUCGCAACAGUAGUCUGCCCUCUCGGCCCGCGCAUCAAGUCCUACGUCGGCCGCAAGGACAGCGCCAACGGCUCCCCCGACGGCCUUCUCCCGAGCCCCUUCCAGCCGGCCGACCAGCUCUUCCGCGACAAGACCAUCGGCCCGCACGGUCUCGUCGCCCUGCUCGGCGCGCACACCACCAGUCAGCAGAACUUUGUCAACACCACCCGCGCUGGUGACCCCCAGGACAGCACACCCGGCGUCUGGGACGUGCUCUACUACAAGGAGACGCUCAGCUCCAACUCGCCGCCUCGCGUGUUCAAGUUCCCCAGCGACAUUGCCAUCUCCCAGCACCCCGAGACGGCCAAGGAGUUCAAGGAGUUUGCUGGCCCCGGCGGACAGCACCACUGGAACGAGGACUACGCUCGUGAAUACAUCCGCCUCUCUCUUCUGGGAGUCAACAAUAUCAACCAGCUCACCGAGUGCACCAAGGUCCUGCCCCCUGCUGUGAACGGCUUCCGCGCCGUCGAUCAGUACAAGCUCGACAAGUGGCUCAACAGCGUCGGCAACAAGGGUUCUGCUAAGAAGGUUGCCGAGGAUAUCGAGAAGGGCGACCCCGCCUCCGUUGAGGUUCCUCCUGUCAACAACCGUAACUAA